AUGUUAUUAGACGAACAGAAACGAACAAUAACACAUUUGAAUGUGCUAUUAUUGGGUCCUGCACACGUUGGAAAGUCCUCUUUGAUACAGUCGCUGCUCUCAGGCCAACCUGCCUACUCAACAUGUGCCGCUAAUAUUAAUACUGGCAAUGUCAACCAGCAACAAGGGAAUAGAUCAACGGCGGGAACCCGAUAUGGCCCAUAUCUGGCUCCAUAUGAUCCAACUGUAGAAGAUUCCCAUAUAUUGCAGUAUAUCCUCCCUCCUGGCUCCCUCGGUUUGGGUCUUCAUAGGAAUGCCACAUCAUCCUUGCUACCUACUACACCUACUUCAACCCCCAACGACGGUCCACAUAGAAUCAUAUUGACCCUAUCGGAUGUCGGUGGACAUCCGUACUACUCUGGAAUAUGGGCUUCCGCUAUAGCUGCUGCUGAUGCCUUCAUGUUGGUCUAUGAUGUUGGAGACAAGAAGUCCCUGGAUCGCAUGUGGCCAUUUAUAAAAAUGAUUGCAGAGACUAAAGGAAUUAAGCCGCAAGAGCUCGCCAUCCUCAUGGUCGGGAAUAUGGUCGAUACAUGUGCUACUCUCGAUGAAAAUAAUCCUGGAAAACGAAUACGCCAAGUCACUCCUAAAAUGGGCCAGAGUCUCGCCGAAGUAUUGGAAGUCGGAUGGCGUGAAACUACUGCUAGAGCUCCGCAUGCUGUUGCUUCAGCAUUCAAGUCUUUGAUUGCAGAAUGUCAAAUCCGUGUGGCAAGUCUAGCCAAAUCAGCUAUAUCUGCCCGCAACUCUGAAAUCUUCCAAGAGAAACAAAGCAACCACCACCAAGGAACGCUGCACUUACGUCGCCCGUCAGAGAUGUCAGUCGCGAGCAGGAUUGUAGGUAGAUCCAUCUCAAGCUCUCGAACAUCAUCGGAUGUAUAUACCCCACUUUCACGAGAUUCAAUGGCAUCAACAAUCAUGUCUCGUGAUACUCUGCUUUCAAGGAGCGGGCUAGGAUCAUGGGGAAUGAGCCAUGCAUCUGCUGGAUCACCGUAUAUGGGGCAAUCUGUAGUGUCGGAUAGAUCUUCCAAUGGUGGUGGCAUCGCAACAUUAGGAGGCGGAUCACCAUCAGCACAGGCAUCAAUGUAUGGAAGUAUAGCUCCAUCGCCGAUAAUCACGCCAAAUAAAAUGCUUCCUCCGAUACCGAGGGAGCUUGGAACGCCACACUCUACUUCUGUAAUAACAGCUUCAUCAACUGCAUCAGAGGCUAGUUGUAUGCCAUCGCCCGCUUUAGGCAAUAUAGUGCUGAUGGACGCCCUGAUAUUACCACCAGCUGCACCCAACUCGAUCCGAUCCAAGCGAGAUUUGGUGUUUGCCGAAUGGAAGGCAUAUAAACGCAGAACAGCCCACCAUAUGGAAUCAGUAAUAGCAGAAGAAGAACAAGAAGCAGACGACACAGCAUAUGCAGAAGGAAGCAGUACCGAGUGGGAAGAAGAAUUAUCGUCUGCCUUUGAAGACAGUGGCUCGACAAUCGGUGCACCGAGUCGACCAUCAUCAUUACCUCAACCAUUAUAUUUACAUCCUCUAUCACUACUACAACAAGAAAGAAGGCCUUCUCUACCCGAAAAUUACACAAAUACACCACCGAGAUCUACAUCGCUGAAUCAACCGACCUCAUAUCAUAGUUCAUCGUCGUCUACAACAACAACAACAACAACAAGAAGAUCGACUCGCCCUUCGCUGGAACGAAUGGAUUCCGGAGUGGUGCUCAGAAAUAGUAGAGAUUCGUCAAACAAACAUAUAUCACUGUCGUCAUCUUUAUUACCACCACCAGCUCCGCCUGUAAAGAAAGUUAUCGAGUCGUCGCUACAAAAGCAGUUGGAUGAUUUGCUGGGUGAAUUGUCUGCUUUUGAGACGGAAUCCACGCGGCUCGCUUCAUGA
This is a messenger RNA of Synchytrium microbalum, 1914 nucleotides long. RefSeq lists its product as uncharacterized. The transcript is spliced from 2 exons. The coding region runs from base 1 to 1914 and encodes 637 amino acids. Gene Ontology annotation, biological process: signal transduction. Gene Ontology annotation, molecular function: GTPase activity; GDP binding; GTP binding. The record is from RefSeq and is a predicted model, not a curated record. Lineage: Eukaryota; Fungi; Chytridiomycota; Chytridiomycetes; Synchytriales; Synchytriaceae. Gene Ontology annotation, cellular component: plasma membrane.